AUGAAAAGGAAAAACGGAGAAGAAGGUGGUUUAUUCCUACAAACUCUUCGGCGUAGAGUCGAAUCCUAUACAGCAAAUAACUCAUCCGCCGAGGCCGAGGAAAUAGUCAAUCAUCUACGCUCAACUUAUUCUGAUUAUCACCGAACAAAGCGUCAAGAACUGAUUCGAUUAGUUCUUAAGGCUAUUAAGGUCAUCAAUAAGACUAGUCAUAACAACGAUAUCGAUAAUGGUGAAAGCCAUGAUUCUUGUCGAAAGAAAAGUAAGAAAAUAGACAUAGAACAAGAAAAGGAAGAAAUUUUGCCGAUGACAACAACCUCAACCUCGUGUAAUUCUGUUUUGGAUUCUGAUUCCGUGAGAAAGAAAGAGCCCAUGUUUAAGGAUUUAGGUGGGAUGAAAAAUGUAAUUGAAGAAUUGAAAACCAAGAUUUUAUGGCCAAUCUUUAAUCCUAACAUGUUUAAACUUGGAGGGAAACCAAUCGGUGGUGUUUUGUUGCAUGGACUACCUGGUUGUGGCAAGACUAGAUUAGCUCAUGCUAUAGCUAACGAGACCGGUUAUAAUUUCUAUCCAACGUCUGCUACUCAAUUUGUUUCUGGAAUCUCAGGUUCAUCUGAAGAAAAUAUCAGAGAGCUUUUUUCAAAAGCUAAAAGGACUGCCCCGUCAGUUAUCUUUAUUGACGAGAUUGAUGCAAUUGCUUCAAAAAGAGAGAAUUUACAGCGUCAAAUGGAGACACGAAUUGUCACACAGUUAAUGAUAUGUAUGGAUGAAGUUAAUGAUCAUCGUUUUGAGACUUCCGACAAACCUCGAGGUCAUGUUCUUGUAAUUGGAGCAACAAAUAAGCCCAGUGCUAUUGAAUCUGCUCUGAGAAGACCGGGUCGUUUUGAUUCGGAGAUUCUUGUUCCUAUUCCUGAUCAAUCUUCCAGGGAGGAGAUUCUUAACGUGGUCACUCGUCAUCAAAAACAUGAUAAUUCAGUUGAUUUGCAAAAAGUAGCCAUGUCUACGCCAGGAUUUGUUGCUGCUGAUCUGGAAGCUCUAGCCAAUGAAGCCUGCAGUGCGGCAAUGGAUAGGUUACGUAAUGAAACAAAGCAAAAAAGUGACCAGGAUGAAGAUUGGUGGAAGGAACCAUUGCCUCAAGAUAUUUUAGAGAAAUGUGCAAUCACCAUGUCUGAUUUUGAGGAAGCAUCCAAAAAGGUGCAACCUUCCUUAACAAGAGAAGGAUUUGCUCCCAUUCCUGACGUUAAAUGGGAAGAUGUUGGUGCGCUUGAUCAUGUAAGACAGGAGUUUGAUCGCUACAUUAUAAGGCGUAUAAAACAUCCCGAAGAUUUUAAGGGGUUCACGAGGAAUCUUGAAACAGGAUUUUUACUGUUUGGGCCUCCAGGUUGUGGGAAAACACUAAUUGCCAAAGCUGUUGCCAACAAAGCAGGAGCUAAUUUUAUUCAUGUUAAGGGACCUGAGCUUCUAAAUAAAUUUGUUGGAACAAGUGAGCAUGACGUCCGAAAAAUAUUUAGUCGUGCAAGGACAUGUGCACCUUGUAUAAUUUUUUUUGACGAGGUUGAUGCUUUGACAAAGGAGCGUGGUAAAGAAGGUGGUCAGAAUAUUGAAGGAGUGUUGAACCAGUUGCUUAUUGAGUUAGAUGGUGCAGAGAACCGUAAGGGUGUUUUUGUGAUUGGUGCAACAAAUAGGUUUGAUGUUAUAGACCGUGCUAUCUUACGACCUGGUAGAUUUGGUAAACAUCUUUAUGUUCCUCUUCCAAGCCCAGACGACCGCGUAAAAAUAUUGAAAACUCUUGCAAAGGAUUUUAUUAUUGACGCCAGUGUGGAUUUGAAUGUCAUCGGAAGAAUGGAAGGUUGUAAAAACUUUAGUGGUGCUGAUCUUGCUGAAUUGAUGGAAGUAGCAGGGAUGGCUGCUCUCAUCGAGAAAUGGGACUCAAAUGAGGAAACUAGUGGCACCAUCAAGACAUGUCAUUUUGAGGCAGCACUGAGAAAAAUCUCUCCCUCUGUAUCAGUCCCGCAAAGGCAGUACUAUCAACACAUUUCAAAGAGCCUUAAAUUCAAAUGA
Messenger RNA from Lathyrus sativus (Indian pea), 2055 nucleotides. Lineage: Eukaryota; Viridiplantae; Streptophyta; Magnoliopsida; Fabales; Fabaceae. The record is from the annotation of a GenBank genome assembly.